Molecule: messenger RNA, 3690 nt
Organism: Mirounga angustirostris (Northern elephant seal)
Lineage: Eukaryota; Metazoa; Chordata; Mammalia; Carnivora; Phocidae
Gene: DPP4
Product: dipeptidyl peptidase 4
Exons: 26
Coding region: 375-2675 (766 amino acids)
Biological process (GO): proteolysis
Cellular component (GO): plasma membrane
Molecular function (GO): serine-type endopeptidase activity
Source: RefSeq, a predicted model, not a curated record
GCCAGACGCGGGCUCACCCCGGCUCCGGCUCUCUCUCGCAACCCCGCCCGCGCGUCCCGGGGGCCCUGCACCCUGCGCGCCCCGGCUGCCGCCCAGCGCCCUGCACACGGGGGAGGCGCCUCUCGGGCGCCCUCCGGCCGGGAUGCCAGUGCCCGGCGCCCGGCGCGCCUUCGCCGGCAGCCUGCCCGCGGCCUGCCCGCGGCCUUUAUACCGAGCGGGCUGGGCACUCACUAAUGUUUAACUCGGGGCAGAAACUUGGGAGCGCAGAGUGACUCCGCGGUCCCGAGCGGCGGAGCUGGACGCGGUCUCUGCGGCUCGCCUGACUUCUGCCUGCGCUCCUGCUCCGAACACUCAGUUCCGGGCCCACACCGACGAUGAAGACGCCGUGGAAAGUGCUCCUGGGACUGCUGGGGCUCGCUGCGCUCGUCACCGUCAUCACCGUGCCCGUGGUUCUGCUGAACAAAGGCAAUGAUGGUGCAGCUGACAGCCGCAGAACUUACACUCUAACUGAUUAUUUAAAAAAUACUUUUAGGAUGAAAUUCUACUCCCUGCGUUGGAUUUCAGAUCAGGAAUACCUCUACAAACAAGAAAAUAAUAUCUUGCUAUUCAAUGCUGAAUACGGAAACAGCUCCAUUUUCCUGGAAAACAGUACAUUUGAGGAAUUUGAACACUCUAUAAAUGAUUAUUCGGUAUCUCCUGAUGGACAGUUUAUUCUCUUAGAGUACAACUAUGUGAAGCAAUGGAGACAUUCUUACACAGCUUCAUAUGACAUCUAUGACUUAGCUAAAAGGAGGCUAGUUACAGAAGAGAAAAUUCCAAACAACACACAGUGGAUCACAUGGUCACCAGAGGGUCAUAAAUUGGCAUAUGUUUGGAACAAUGAUGUUUAUGUUAAAAAUGAACCAAAUUCAUCAAGUCAGAGGAUCACGUGGACGGGGGAAGAAAAUGUAAUAUCCAAUGGAAUAACUGACUGGGUUUAUGAAGAGGAAAUCUUCAGUACCUACUCUGCUCUGUGGUGGUCUCCAAAAGGCACUUUUUUAGCAUAUGCCCAAUUUAACGACACAGAAGUCCCGCUUAUUGAAUACUCCUUCUACUCUGACGAGUCACUGCAGUACCCAAAGACUGUGCGGAUUCCAUAUCCAAAGGCAGGAGCUGUAAAUCCAACCGUAAAGUUCUUUGUUGUCAAAACCGACAAUUUCGACCCAAACACCAACGCAACUCCAAAAGAAAUCUCUCCUCCUGCUGCUAUUUCAGCAAUGGGGGAUUACUACUUGUGUGAUGUGACAUGGGUAAAUGAAGAAAGGAUUUCCUUGCAGUGGCUCCGAAGGAUUCAGAACUAUUCACUCAUGGGUAUUUGUGACUAUGAUAAUUCCACCAACAGUUGGACAAGUCCAGUGGCACAAGAACACACUGAAACGAGCACCACUGGCUGGGUUGGAAGAUUUAGGCCUUCAGAACCUCAUUUUACCUCCGACGGGAAGAGCUUCUAUAAGAUCAUCAGCAACCAAGAUGGCUACAAACACAUUUGCCUAUUCCAAAUAGAUAAGCAAGGUUGCACAUUUAUUACAAAAGGAGCUUGGGAAGUCAUCGGGAUAGAAGCUCUUACCAGUGAUUACCUAUACUACAUUAGUAAUGAAUAUAAAGGAAUGCCAGGAGGAAGAAAUCUUUAUAAAAUCCAACUGAGUAACUACACAAAGGUGACAUGCCUGAGUUGUGAGUUGAAUCCAGAAAGGUGUCAGUACUAUUCUGUAUCAUUUAGUAAAGAGGCAAAGUACUAUCAACUGAGGUGUUCAGGCCCUGGUCUACCCCUCUAUACUCUGCAUAGUAGCAGCGACGAUAAAGAACUGAGAGUCCUGGAAGACAAUUCAGCUUUGGAUAAAAUGCUGCAGGAUGUCCAGAUGCCCUCAAAAAAACUGGAUUUCAUUAUUUUGAAUGAAACAAAAUUCUGGUAUCAGAUGAUCUUGCCUCCUCAUUUUGAUACAUCCAAGAAAUAUCCUCUACUAAUAGAUGUAUAUGCAGGCCCGUGUAGUCAAAAAGCAGACGCUGUCUUCAGACUCAACUGGGCUACUUACCUUGCAAGCACAGAAAACGUUAUCGUAGCUAGCUUUGAUGGCAGAGGAAGUGGUUACCAAGGAGAUAAGAUCAUGCACGCAGUCAACAGAAGACUGGGAACAUUUGAAGUUGAAGAUCAAAUUGAAGCAGCCAGACAAUUUUCAAAAAUGGGAUUUGUGGAUGACAAGCGGAUUGCAAUUUGGGGCUGGUCAUAUGGAGGGUACGUAACCUCAAUGGUCCUGGGAGCCGGCAGUGGCGUGUUCAAGUGCGGGAUAGCCGUGGCACCUGUCUCACGGUGGGAGUACUAUGACUCAGUGUAUACAGAACGUUACAUGGGUCUCCCAACUCCAGAAGACAACCUUGACCAUUACAGGAAUUCAACAGUCAUGAGCAGAGCUGAAAAUUUUAAACAAGUUGAGUACCUCCUUAUUCAUGGAACAGCAGAUGAUAACGUUCACUUUCAGCAGUCAGCUCAGAUCUCCAAAGCCCUGGUGGAUGCUGGAGUGGAUUUCCAAGCAAUGUGGUAUACAGACGAGGACCACGGAAUCGCCAGCAGCACGGCACACCAGCAUAUAUACACCCACAUGAGCCACUUCAUAAAACAGUGCUUCUCUUUACCCUAGCGCCUCAAAACAGCAUGCCCGACCUUAUUAAAAGCCAUUUUUGUUCUAUCUCAAAACUGCACUUUUCAGAUGAUGAUCUUAAAAAGUACACUCAAAUCAAGAAAUUCAAGGUUACCUUCGUUCCCAAAUUUCACGUCUGUAACCCUAAGUAGGGACUUCUGUCUUCGCAACAGAUUAUUACCUUACUGAAGUUUGAAUUAUUCCGUCUGGUUUUGUUUAUUAUUUAAAAUCAUUUCCACAUCCGUUGCUGAAACAACAAAUAUGAAUUGUUUUUAUGGGAGCUUUGCAUAGGUUCCCAGGGAAGCAUUAUAUUCUUUUCUAACUGGACCAGUCCAAAUCUCGUUCUCUUCUUUAAAGGGAUGGCAAGAUGCGGGCAGUGACGUCACUGAGGCAGGGGUAAGAAGGGCAAGGGGAGGGGAGGGAAGGAAGCUAGUAGGCCUGGCUGGGAACCCACGUCCGAGCACGAUGACCUGACCAGGCAUCUUCUCUUAGAGAACAGCUGUUCACAGGCAGACUGGCACGGUUUUCUGAGAAAGACUAUUCAAACAGUCUCAGGAAAUCAUCUCUGCAAAGCACUGACUUCUGAGUAAAACCACAGCAGUUGAACAGACUCCAAAGAAAAGAGAGGGAAUCUGCCAACAGUGCGAGGCCCCCAGGUGCGAGCUCCUGGCUAUAGGUCCUACAAACCCACGGCAGUGGGGAGGCGCCGUAAACGUGCCUUAAAACUACUGGUGUCUCCCAGGGCAAGGGGCAGCUUGGAACGGAGAUGUGAACACAUCAGCUCGCCCUGCUAAAAGACGAAAAUAUUUGUAUCACAAAUUCGAACUUGAAUUUGUCCUUGCAUCAGUUUUUCUUAGUUCAUUUCAUGGAGCAUCUUAAUGAAAAGGAUAUUUUAAUGUCCUUGGACUUGUUUUUAAAAAUCGAAAAUAAACUACAAAGUUAUGUAUUGUUAUUCCCAUUCUACAUACUGUGGAAUUUCUCCUGGUCAUUUAAUAAAUGUUCCCGCAUUUUUUCA